UUAUUAGUAAUUGAUAUUUCAAUAUUGCUUCGUAAUGGCGAGGGUUAUUAAUCAUACUAUAUUGGUUAUGCUAAUAUAAUCUAAAUUACUUAUCGACCAUUAUCUACAUAUUUAAGUCAGUUUAAUAGAAUUGUAAGCCUUAUAUUAAGUUCAUCAGAAUAAAUAUCUAAGAAGACAACAUGCAGAAAGCUUUGCUUCCAAUAAACAAUGUCCAAACUCAAGUGAUAGCAGAGGGUCGAUGGGUUGAAGAAAGUUUUCCGCAAGAUGGUAAAAAAGAUGUGGUAAUAGUUAUUCCAGGAAAUCCAGGAGUUCCACAAUUUUAUGAAGGUUUUAUUAAAUCUCUCAAUUCAAAAUUACCAUCGGAAACUCCAGUUUGGGUCAUUGGACAUGCUGGUCAUAUUCAACCACCUAAAGAUUUGGAAAUUAAUAUGCCUAGCAACAAAGAGUGGGAUAAAUAUUAUGGUUUAACUGCACAAAUAGAACAUAAGAUACAGUUCAUAAGAAAUUAUGUCCCAAACGAUGCUAAAAUAUAUUUAAUAGGUCAUUCAAUUGGAUGUUGGUUUAUAUUAAAUGUACUGAAAGAUGAAGAUAUAUCUAAAAAGGUAGAAAAGUGUUACUUACUCUUUCCUACGGUAGAACAUAUGGCAGAUACUCCAAAUGGACGCUUUCUAACAAAGUUUAUUUUACACAUAGUCAACUUAUUGCUUUUUUUAACUUGGAUUUUUACAUGUUUUCCUUAUUACUUGAAAGCAUUUCUAAUACGUUUGUUUGGUAUAUUUUAUGGUAUUCCUGCAAAACAUGUUAACACAGUGAUUCUAUUGUUACAACCUAGCGUACUUAAAAGAGUAUUUAGAUUAGCGGAUGAAGAAAUGAAACAAGUAAAAGAACUUGAUCAUAAUAUCGUUUCUCAACACAUUGGUAAACUUUGGCUUUACUAUAGCGAGAAAGAUCAAUGGACUCCGAUCAGUUAUUAUAGAAACAUGAAAGCUAAAUAUCCUAAUAUAGAAGCUAAUCUUUGUAAGCAUGGCUUUGCUCACAGUUUUAUAUUAAAUCAUGAGAAAGAAAUGGCUGAAAUAGUAGGUAAUUUAAUCAAUGAGAAUAUAUCAAAAGCCUAAUUGUUGAUCAAGAUAGUAACAGCCUUAUGCAUUUUAAUCUAUUCUGUUAUAACAUGGCAACAAAUAGUGAUAAGGUAAUAGGUCAAAUUAUAAGCGAUUUAAUAUAUAAUAAUAUAUCUCUCAUAAAUCUAAUUAAUGAUUUGUUAUGAUUAAAUAU
Molecule: messenger RNA, 1272 nt
Organism: Polistes dominula (European paper wasp)
Lineage: Eukaryota; Metazoa; Arthropoda; Insecta; Hymenoptera; Vespidae
Gene: sturkopf
Product: lipid droplet associated hydrolase sturkopf
Biological process (GO): lipid storage
Cellular component (GO): lipid droplet
Molecular function (GO): lipase activity
Source: RefSeq, a predicted model, not a curated record